AUGGCCGCUCAACCUCCCAGAAAGCGGCAGAGGAGGCUGGUAGUGCAUUCGUCGGAUGAGGAUGAAUCCUACGUGCCGUUCGCUUCUUCACUCGCAGCACCAGCGAGCCACCGGCGGCUCAACACGCGAUUGAUUGCUUCAGAGCCCAAAGGAACUUCAGCUACAUGUUCUAUAGAUACAAGCGCGAAGAAUACGCGUCAUUCAAGGUCUCAAUCGAAGAAAGAAGCUCCUCGGCCCUCGAGUAGCCGGGCUACCUCCACCCAAACCUCUCCAGCGAUCUCUCCUGAGAAACGCAGGACAAGAAAGCAGCCUGAGCCCGAUAAAUCUGCAUCCUCGAAGUCUCUUCAUUCUUUCUUCGCUCCUGCAACGGAGGAACAGCGGUGGAGCAAAGUUGUUGAUGAUUACAAGCCGGACAUUUUGGAGGAAAUUGAGGAUGAAGACAUUGAAGAAGAGCUACUCAAUUGGAAUGGAAGCCGGUCGUUUAACAUGGUAACGUCCUCCCAGGGUGCAAGACAGAGGCAAGGGAAUGGAAGUUUUGCAAUUAGCCGACACACAAACGGCUCAAACGAGGAGCGGAAGCAGAAUGCCACGGCCAAAGCAGCAAUAAGGCCGAAACCCAUCAAGAAAUUCGUCCUGCCUCCAGAUCUUAAAACGGGAAAAUCUGAUUUGGCAGACUUGUGUGAUCAUUUGAAACCGUGGGCUGAACGAUUCGGACCUGCGGAUCUUGACGAACUGGCCGUCCAUAAGAAGAAAGUAGCCGAUGUGCAGAGAUGGCUGGUAGACGUCUUUAUGGGGCGGAGUAAACGCGUGGGUCCCGCAGGCAGUGGAAAAACGACAACUGUCUCGCUGCUAUCGAAGACACUUGGAUAUGAAAUUAUCGAGUGGAAGAAUUCUUCUGGGUCGGAAUAUUCUUCGGCGGGAUACGUGUCGACGAGCGCUCAGUUUGACGAUUUCUUGUCACGGACUGAUAAAUUUAGGAGUCUUUCUAUGUCGCAAGAUUCGCUGUCCGCCAAAUCUAUUAUUAAAGACAAAUCGACUCCCUCAAGUAAUCGAAGGCGAAUCAUUCUCAUUGAAGAGUUUCCAACUUCUUUGAGCCACGGCUCUUCAAGCCUCAUGGCUUUUAGAUCGAGCCUUGAGCGAUACCUUGCAACAACCGUCCCGUCUAUGGGGUUUCAUAGUCGACCCCCAAGACCUGACAACGAAUCGGAUACCCCUAUCGUCAUUAUUGUCUCUGAAACCUUGCUAGGAACGGGAGCGGCGCUCUCGGAUAAUUUCACAGUAUUCAGGCUUCUUGGUCCCGAGAUAUCCAAUCAUCCUGGCGUGAGUAUUAUUGAGUUCAAUCCCGUUGCACCGACUUUCAUAACGAAGGCUCUGGAUCUCGUUCUGAAAAAAGAGGCUCGUAUAUCUAAACGAAGACGUGUUCCCGGUCCCGCGGCUCUCAAAGGUUUUGCAGAAAUGGGUGACAUCAGGAGUGCUAUCGCGUCGCUAGAGUUUCUAUGCAUACGGGGCGAUAAAGAUGGAGACUGGAGUGGAACCGUGGCAAGCAGAUUGAAAAGAGGCGGUAAUACGGUGGCUGCGCUGACCAAUAUGGAGAAAGAAUCGUUGGUCGCAAUUACACACCGAGAAUCGAGUCUAGGGCUCUUUCAUGCUGUCGGAAAAGUUGUAUACAACAAACGCGAAGAUCCCUCAAUUACUGUGGGAUCCAAUGUACAGGCUCCCCAGCCUCGGCAGCAUCUUUCUCAUUUUGCUCGACAAAAAGUUUCUCAGGUUUUGAUUGACGACUUGAUUGACGAAACUGGGACGGAUACCCAGACAUUCAUUGCAGCUCUUCACGAGAAUUACAUCCUUUCAUGUGAGAGCGAAGAUUUUACUGAUUUUUUUGCUGACUGCAUUUCGGAAUUGUCCAAUGCGGACAUCCUUGCCGUCGACAGUCGCAGAGGGGCACGACCCACUCGAAGCAGUGUGGGAUCAGCCCGAUUUUCCUCCAGGGGUCCUGGAAAGAGCGUCGAUUUAUUACGACAAGAUGAAAUGAGCUUUCAGGUAGCUGUGCGAGGAUUGUUGUUUUCCCUUCCUUAUCCCGUGAGGAGACGUGCUAUGCCUGACGGACAAGGGGUUGACGUUUAUAAGAUGUUUUUCCCAACCUCGAUGCGUCUCUGGCGUGAGACCGAGGAGUUGUCGGGUUUGCUAGAUAUGUGGUCUCGCCGUUUAAUAUACCCAGUUUCUUCCACGCACAAUCCUUGCUCCGGUCCUCGAACGGAGGGAAUCGAAUCAUGGGGGAGUUAUCGUGAUUUUACCAAUUCCGGACCUACAGAGGAUGCGCAGACAUCUUCUAUGCCCACCAGAACAAUGAUGUCUUCGCAAGAAGUGCUAUUGGAUUAUUUACCUUACCAAAGGAUGAUUACCAAAGAUCCAUCUGAAAUGGGCGACCUUGAUAGAUUAAUCCGGUUCCGUGGUAUGAUUGGACGAACAAACGAUAUCACGGAUGAAGACUUUGGUAUUCUCGAAGAUCUUGGGUCCGAACAUUGGGCAACGGAUCCUGUGCCAAAAUCUCCACAGAAGCGAAGGAUAUCACGAAAAAUGCUGCCGCCACCCAGACCACGGCCCUUCCAUACUAUGGCGUCGAAGGUGGAAGAAGAUGCGGUGGAGAAGCUGGUGCUGAGCGACGACGAUAUCGAAGACUGA
Coccidioides posadasii C735 delta SOWgp is the source of this 2682-nucleotide messenger RNA. NCBI's taxonomy places the organism in Eukaryota, Fungi, Ascomycota, Eurotiomycetes, Onygenales, Onygenaceae. The record is from RefSeq and is a predicted model, not a curated record.